This is a messenger RNA of Coccidioides posadasii C735 delta SOWgp, 1854 nucleotides long. RefSeq lists its product as uncharacterized. Lineage: Eukaryota; Fungi; Ascomycota; Eurotiomycetes; Onygenales; Onygenaceae. Gene Ontology annotation, biological process: negative regulation of phosphatase activity; negative regulation of transcription by RNA polymerase II. The record is from RefSeq and is a predicted model, not a curated record. Gene Ontology annotation, molecular function: phosphatase inhibitor activity; chromatin binding; transcription corepressor activity.
AUGUCUACAUCAGAAGAUAUUCUCUCAAGUCUUGAGCGCCAACGUGUGGAGUUGGAGCAUCAAAUUUCCGAUCUCCAGCAAUCUCUGUACAAAUGGCGUGUCUGGGAUGCAGAAUUCGACGGCUUAAAGGAAGAGUUAUCCGCUCUCGAUGAUAACAGCUCAAAGGAAGAUAUUCUUUGCACUGCAAAGGAUUAUGGCGGAUUGCUCGUCACUGAAAAUGAGAUCAAGAAUUUGCUAGGCGAAUCGCAGGGCGUGAAUCGGAACCGACGGCAGGUCAUCGAGGUGAUUGAACGCCGUGUUGAUUAUGUACGAGAUAAUAUCAGGACGUUGGAAAAGAGAAUUGAGGUGGCUGAGAAAAAGUUACUGAAGAUGGUGGUCGUUGAACAACCUGGUGGGGAUCUUAAUGAAGAAGGACUACCGAUGACGGAUAUUGUGGAAGAGCUUGACGACGCAGGGAGGGUGAUAUCAGGUUCUACGACUACACCCGGAAGGUCAGCGGAGGAAAUCUUAGAGGUUCUUAAAAGGGCAGGUGUGAAAGAUAUACCGGAGGGCAACGUGGAAGAUUCAAAGGCGAUAUCGGAAGCGGAAAGCAAAGGAGAUCCUAAUCCCAUGGGCGUGGACGCGGGCCUCACGACGGAUUCAAAAGUGACCGAUGCAAAUGAAAGUACUGGACGGUUUGAACACUGUUUGGCUGAUGGUGACGUGGCAAGUGGUUCGGUCUCCAACAUUCCGACAGUUGGCUCGACUGUGAGUAGCCAAUCUGUGUCUGAGCGAAUGGACAGGGAAGGUGAUAUUCAAAUGCCAGAGUUAGACGAAUCUCCUGAAGACGCUGCAUUGCGUAGAGAGAUUCUCCAAUAUGGUCUUGAAGAAGUUGGAGCUGUGGUUGCGGAACUCGAAAUAGACAAAUCUGGCAGUGAGUUUUCCAUAUCCGACGAAGAAUACGAUGACUAUAUCAUGAGUGAUGAGUAUGAAGAGGAGGAUGAAUAUGGUCGGGCCACAAGGCGGGUUCUUUCCGAUGAAUAUCACAGGCAAAUGCGAGACCUCGAAAAGAAACUAAAUGCCAAGAGUUUGCACAAUAUUGGUCCUGACACCAGUAUCCUACCUCCUGAAGUUAGACGGGGUCUGGAAGAACCUGACUUGAAGCCUGCAAUAUCUGGGAAAAAUGAAGACAAACUGGCAAAGAAAAAAAAGGUUGCCUUUGCAGACGAGCUAGAUAUUGCACCAGAUCCAUCUACUCUCGCUCCAGCUGGCAACUCACCCGAAAGUCCUAGGAAGCCGAAGGCUUCUGAAACUCCAGCUAUCCAUGAUGUAGUAAUGGAACAUUCUAGCGCACCGAAUAACACUGCUAUUUUCGAGUCGAAGCCAAGGAAAAAGGCAUCGCGCUUCAAAAUCGCUCGGGCAGGUGAAGGACAUGUUCGGCCGGAACCCGUCUCUGUGCCUCUCACCACAAAUUCGCAAACUUCACGCCCAUUAUUCCGCUCGAAAGCUCCUCCAGUCACGCCAACACUUUUCCCAGCUACGACUUCGGAUCCAAAACCUUUUUCUCAGCCAAUUGAAGACCCAGAUUCCGAUUUUUCCAGAUCAAGCACGAUCGCCGAUAAUCUCAUUGAACGUGAAGUCAAUGACACUUCAGCUCUCCCUCCAGAUCCUGAGGACUUCGACGAGGCCUUUCUCAAGCGGCAGAUUGCAACGGAAUUUUACAAUCUUCGAAACAGGAAAAUCCAGCAGGAGGGCGGAUUCAUGCGAGAAGAAGACGAACCUCAAAUCAUUCCUCUUGAUGCCGAGUCAAAUUCUAAUAAACCGCGCAUGAGUCGUUUUAAAUCUGCCAGAGUGAAAAGGAAUUCGGGGAGUUAA